Messenger RNA from Penicillium argentinense, 1479 nucleotides. RefSeq lists its product as uncharacterized. NCBI's taxonomy places the organism in Eukaryota, Fungi, Ascomycota, Eurotiomycetes, Eurotiales, Aspergillaceae. The coding region runs from base 1 to 1479 and encodes 492 amino acids. The record is from RefSeq and is a predicted model, not a curated record. The transcript is spliced from 5 exons. Gene Ontology annotation, cellular component: cytosol. Gene Ontology annotation, biological process: L-glutamate catabolic process. Gene Ontology annotation, molecular function: pyridoxal phosphate binding; glutamate decarboxylase activity.
AUGGCGUCUGAACAGCUAUCUACACAACCCGCCGGCUGGUCCAAAGGCACCUCAAACGUCUACGGCUCCCGCUUCGCCUCCCAACAUAUGCCAUCCGACACCUUUCCCGACGACGAAAUGCCGAAGGAAGUCGCUUACCGAAUGAUCAAAGAUGAACUCGUUCUGGACGGGCAUCCGAUGCUGAACCUGGCCACCUUCGUCACGACAUACAUGGAGGAAGAAGCCGAAAAACUAAUCGCCGAAUCGACCAACAAAAACAUAAUCGACCACGAAGAAUACCCCAAAUCCGUCGAAACCGAGAAACGCUGCAUAACCAUCCUAGCCAACCUCUUCAACUCGCCGAUGCUCAACAGCAAGCCCACAGCACUGGGCACUGCCUGUAUCGGGUCCUCAGAAGCGAUCAUGCUAGGCGUGUUAGCUUUGAAAACCCGCUGGAAGAACCGUCGUCGGGAAGAAGGCAAACCAACAUCCAAUCCAAAUAUCAUCAUGAGCACCGGUGUGCAAGUCUGUUGGGAAAAGGCGGCUCGAUACUUCGAGAUAGAUGAGAAGACUGUUCCCUGUACAGAGACUCGAUACGUGAUUGACCCCGUCGCGGCCGUGGAUCUAGUCGACGAGAAUACGAUUGGGAUUUGCGCCAUUUUUGGAACGACGUAUACUGGUCAGUAUGAGAAUGUGAAGGGUAUUAAUGAUCUGCUCGUUAAGCGGGGUCUAGAUACGCCUAUCCAUGUGGAUGCUGCUAGUGGUGGGUUCGUUGCGCCGUUCGUUAACCCUGACCUUAUUUGGGAUUUUCGGUUGUCGAAUGUGGUGUCGAUUAAUGUUUCGGGGCAUAAGUACGGGCUUGUCUACCCAGGCAUCGGCUGGGCCCUCUGGCGCUCAUCAGCCUACCUCCCACCCGGCCUAAUCUUCAACAUAAACUACCUGGGCGCAGAACAGCUGAACUUCACCUUCAACUUCUCCAAGUCCGCGUCCCACAUCAUCGCGCAGUACUACCAGUUCAUUCGACUCGGUCGGAAAGGAUAUACAUCCAUUAUGACCAACCUCACACACACAGCCGACUACCUCACUUCACAACUCCGUGAAAUCGGCUUCACAAUUAUGAGCACAGGCGGCGGAGAUGGUCUACCCGUUGUGGCAUUCAGACUCAGCCCAGAACAACGCAUCGUAGUUGAUGAGUUCGCUCUCGCUGCCAAACUCCGUGAGAAGGGGUGGAUUGUUCCCGCUUAUACGAUGGCUGCGGAUUGUGAGAGCAUGAGUAUGAUGCGUGUUGUUGUGCGGGAGGAGUUUAGUCAAAGCCGGUGUGAUAGUCUCGUCAAUGAUAUGAGGGUUGCGUUGAGGGUGCUCGCAGAGAAGGAGAUGGUCAAUAUGCAGCGGUAUCAAGCGUUGAUGAGGAACCAAAUUGAAAUUGGAAAGACGUUUUGCUACGAGAAUACUUGUGUGCAGGUCAAUGAGAUUGGGGAUAAUGUUUCUGAUGGGGUUUGA